GUCAAAGGCAGAACACGCUGCUGAUCUUUAACUGUGAUUUGUUGACAUUGGUACAUACAAUUCCUUUGUGGUUUCUAAAGGCAUGGAGAAAGACGUCUUGUAUUUGUGUUAGAUAUUUCGCCCAAACUGCAUUGCUGAGCCAAGUGUACACUUAGGUUUUCACACCUGUCAUUAUGUGAGCAUUACAAGACAUCAGGGAAUUCCUGCAUGUUGUUCACUGGGAUGGAGUUUGAAGGUGGACAAUUUGGGCCUGUUGCCCUGGCAUUUUUGUUAUCUGCAAAUCAUCCUGAGUCAGUAAGCUUUGUUACCUGUGCCAGUUGUAGUGCUCUAUAGUAAGAGUGUUUACAGCUUUAUUUUGACAGAAAUUCUUCUACCUGACUAGAGAUGAGAAAUAGUAAGAUAUACAUGUACAAGUGUAAAAGUUAUAGCUGGUGAACUGUGGGACAGCACACUAUUCAGUCAUUUAGGGACACUGCUGAUUUGGGCUCUGUAAGAGAGACUGUUUGUAGUCCAGCCCAGGGCCAGUAGCAAGUAAUGCUGCCUAAUUCUGCUGGGGAUGCCUAGCUGGAAGCUUUAAUGUAGCAAUUUAAAUAACACAGGGCAAUCCAGCCAGGUGUGACCUAAUAGACCUAGGGGUGGUAGAGCUACAACAGCCAACACAUCACUCAUCUUGAAACCUGUGUAGAUGUUACAGACUGGUAAUUUUGUCACAGGCAAAUAUGCUGUAAUUAUUGUUAAGUGAUGCUAUUAUGGCAGGGUAUCAAAUGAAUGCUAAUUCCUCAGGAAGAACUGAUGCAGGUGAUUAGGAUGCAGUUGCCACGGAUAGCCUGGCUUAAUGUAUGGACUCCUACUUUUCAAGCUUCCAAGAUCGUCAUCACCAUCUUAAAUAAUGCAAAAAGCCCCUCAACCAGAACUUUUGAUGAGAUAUCAAGUAUGUUGGAGAAAUUCAAGUCAUAAGGCUGUAAGGAUGCUAAGGAGAAGGUUGGUAGUGUUUUUUUGUGGAGGUGUCACGUUGCAUGGACACAGUGGAUUAAUACAGUUGGACGUGAUUUGACCUUACAAUGCAUAUUCUCUGGACACAGGUUUGGACAAAUUACCAGCAUCUUUUGAUGCCUUGAUGCAGAAGUCAUUACUGUAACAAAUACGGGAUUUUAGUAUUGUUGUGGAUAAACUGAAAAGGAAUAUUAUUAUAAACAGAUAGGAACAGGGACUGGCUUUUCAAAGCAAAUGCAAAUACUAGUCUUUUAAGUGACAGUAUAUGCAGUUAAUAUUUCCAAAAUAGAGAAGACAAUAUGCCUUUCACUGAUGUUUGGUGAGAAAAGUAUCAAGAAGAAGAAUUAUAAAAAAGGAACUUCAAGGAUUAUUUGGACCUGUUGAAUAUUUAUUUAUACAUUCCAAGGUGUAGUCCAAAUGUUGACAAAUGGCUAUAUUACUCUCUGGGACUGGGGAAAAAUAAGAGAGGAAUUUUUUUUUCCCUUUGAGGAUUGAAAAGUCUAUUUAAAACAGACUGUAGACAUAUGCAUUGUCCUGUAAGUUAUAUACCUCAGUGGUGUUGACAGAUUACCAAGUUUUCCCUGCAGGAUUGUAUUGUACAGGUAUUUUACAGGUAGUAUGACCACAAGGCAGUGAUUUGCCUAGACCCAUUUUCCAACACCUCACAGCAAGCUGUUACAGCAUGUAUGGAAAUAAUGAAGCGUCUGGGCCUUAAUUGAACAGUCAUCACACCAGUCUUAUUGAUGCUAAACAUUCUGUGGAAACAUAUAGGAUCACUUUGAUAAUGAAACAAAGGCAAUUUUCCCCUUUUCUCUAUUGACUGAGACUUGCUAGAAACCUGUUUGUAGGGGUUGUUUUGUAUGGAGUAAGCAGUCUCUGACUUUUACAAUGGCUCACAGGAAAAGUCAUAAGAAUAAAAGACAGGUGUUUGACAGGUUACCAAUGUCCUCCUUGCCCCAUAUUAGAGGGGACAUCCACAGGGGCAGGAGACCAGGUGUCCCUCUUUUCCAUUCUCCAAAUAGACCAGCUCAAGAUAUGGGGUACCAGCAAAUUCCAAAUGGACACCAUGAUCAUCACAGGAAUGGUGGGGACAGGGGAAGAUACAUGCAGAGAUCUAUGAGUGUUUCUGCAGCUAGAUCGCGUUCUAUGGAACGUCUGUUUGGGCCAGCUUAUGUUGGUCCACCCCAGCUCAGCCUGCCUCCUGAUGCAUGCGAAAUUGCUUACGACGACAGGCCCAUAUCUGCUGGUGCAUGGAGUCAGCAAGGACGGCGAGAGAAGUUGCAUAGGUCGAUAUCUGAGAUGGAUACUCCUUCCUUGCAGUACUAUCAUCAGCACCAACAGCAGCCACUAGGACAUGGGUCAUAUAUUAGCAAUGGAUCAGUAGUUAACAGACUCAACGCUCAGCAUCCACGAAGGCCUCUCCUUAAGCAGAUGAGCGUAGACUCUGCGCAGCAAGGUUUUUUCACUCAGAGUACAUCCUUUAGUGACCAGCCUCCUAAUGGAUCUCGAUUACCAAGUCACUCAAAAAACAAGGCGACAAAAGUCCAGGUACAAGACAGAGCAUAUAACAGUUCCUCGGGGGAGAUAAUUGGAAAGCUCAGGAGAAGCAGAAGUGUAGAAUCAGUGGAUUCAAUUGGAGGACGUGCUCGCAUUCAGCAUGACCCCUGUAAAAAACUUAAUGGUUCUCAGCAGACUAGGCAAAAUACUCAUAAGACAUGCGACAAUGCAAAUUUGCAUGAGUUAGAUAUUGCAGGCACAGGCAACCACAUUUCUAACCAGACAGUGGAGAGGGAAAAUGCAAACCAAUUGCCGCAGGGAAGGAUGAUGAUAGCUGAAAGGGAGACGCGACCACAUCAGCUGCAGACAACGGCAACACACUGGAGGAAUGACAACCUGACGUCACAUCCACACUUCAAUGGUGCUAAUGGCAAACCAGCCGAGGGGGCUUGGCCUCAGCAGAUUAAUCACGAAAAUAAGAGCAUCUCACCUGUGGGGACGAAUACAUUAACUUUUAAUGGGCUUGACAGUCAUUCUAAUUUGUUGGAUCAGCAAGGCAGUGGAGACACAAAGAAAGAUGAAGCAGGUACUGCUCAGUCUGUUGUUCUAAGAAGGCAAAAGAGUGCUGAAGAAAACACUGAUCAAAAGACAGGGGGUGGUCGUAAAAAAGUUCCUCCACCUCCACCUAAACGUUCAAGUUCUAUAAAUUUGGAAUCUGUGACUGAAGAACAGGAUAUAAACAUGAGGUAUCCUUCAAACAGUCAGACAGGCUUUGGCGGGAAUAUGGCUCCUAAGAUUCAACCUGGCGGAAGAAGCCAUAACCCUGCCCCUAGUGCAGGGGGAUUUUAUAAUGGUGGUCAUCAUGGACAGGACUUGAAUAGUGAAUACUUUCCUGCCCCUGAUACAAAGGGGUUUUACUACGAUUCUCGUACCCUGCCUAGAAAUAUGAAACUGUCAGCUAAACAACGUGAGAAACUGUCUUUACUAAAACAGCAGCAGCAAGAACAAUUACAAUUACAACAACAACAGAGACAACAAAUGGAGGCUGCCUCAGGUAGACCACUUAGGAAAAAUUCUUACUUUGCCAGCACCCCAGAUUUAUUGGAGGCAUCUGGCAGUGUCAGUCCUCAAGGACAUUUUGGUGUACCUGUAGCUCAGCACAGCCAGGCAGGGCCAACCAGCCCUCCUCCUCUGAACAUCAGUCAUACCCCUAUCUUCAGGAAUCCACCAAUCUUUGAAGACGAUGAUUUUGAUGAACCCAUUAAAGACUAUACUACUGUGUCUGCUAGUUUACCCAGGGGUUAUAAGUCAAAGAAGUUCUCCCUCAGUUUAAAGAAAAAAGACAAACCACCUAAAAUAUCCGAGGGUAGCACACAGUUCUUAAAUGGUCACACGCCUCAAAACAAUACCAGGCCUGUUUUACUAAGGCAGAGCUCUGACAGUGCAUUUCUUCAGGCACGUCAAAGGUUCAAGAGCGAGCCAGAUCUGUUAACUGUGAAUGAAAAUCAGUGGAAUGAUCCGCGUACACAAUUUGCUGGAGAGCCCUAUGAUGGGAAUGGAUUUUGGAGAAGUGAUGCUGGACCCAAGGUUGUUGUGUUACAGAAGGGCCCCAGUGGCUUCGGAUUUGUGUUGAGGGGAGCAAGAUCCCAUGAUGAGCAGGCAGGCAGUCUUGAGUUCCGGCCCAGCCCAGACUUCCCUGCCCUGCAGUACUUGGACAGGGUGGACCCCGGGGGCAUGGCACAUAGAGCUGGACUCAAAUCUGGAGAUUUUCUUAUUGAGAUCAACAAUGUGAAUGUAGUGCAAGCGACUCAUGAGGCAGCAGUACGCCUCAUCAAGGAGUCUGGGAGUACCUUGGCGCUGAAAGUGGUCCGAGUGUCAACUCCCCUCGAGCUCCGCCAUGCGAGAACACCCCAGCCUGAGCGACGAGAUGCACGUCCUGAGACAGUGGCAGGAACAUUCCCUAGAAAGAAAGCCCCUCCACCUCCGAAGAGGGACCCGCGAACGAGUUUGAGUACAGGUCGCUCAAAGGCUAAAUCGAUGAUGGAAGGACUGGCCGUCAUUGAAACUCUGGAAGACCUCGACCAGGCAAUAGCAGAAUAUGACUCAACAUCUGAGGGGCGGUCAGAAAAAUCCAGUCCAACAGGGUCUACUAACAGCCAGCAGAUCCUUGCCAAGGCUGCUGCAGCAGAGGCCACGCUGAGGCAGGACAAGACAGCAUCUAUCCGCUCCAGACCCUCUUCUAGGAGGAUAAGUGCUGUGGAGUUACAGGAGAUUUUCACACGACAGGGUUCCUCCCCUGGGGAUGUUUUGAUAGACACUGACCGAAGUGCUUCAAACUUAGCCAAGCCAAAGGUACCUGUACCAAAAACUUACGCUAACACUUCAGAGCUGAAGGCAAAAAUCCGGCACAGGAAGCCAGCUGACUUAACCAAAUCUAGGAGCACCCCAGAUUUGACACAGUUGGACGAUAAUGAUAGAAUUGGUGCUCUGACUUUGGAUGGCAAAGGCUCCCUUAGUAGAGUAGAUGUUUCACCUUAUGCAACAUCAAAUGUUCAGAGACAGCAAGCUUUGGCUGCAGAAAAAUCAGCUCACUUGCACCAGGUGGCGCAUAAUGACUCAGAGGACUCAGGACAUAGUACUUCUAGUAGUGCAAGAUGGAGCCCUAAGUCAGAAGACAGGGCGUCAGGCACCAUAUAUGCAGAACCUUAUUUACAUGCUCACAACCGACCCCAGUCUUCCACACAAGAUAAUUACAGGCACGCCCCUCCUUCAACAGCCCCUCCCCCCAGGCCCAUGACCAUGGCCGUAGGAGGGCAGCCUGCACAUUACUUUGGGGAGAUUCCCCCACCACCUAAUCAUCCUCCUCCCACUCCACCCAAGUUCAAACAUAGAGUUCCCGAACCGCCUCCGAGUCAGAUGGUGAAAAUUAACACCAGGGAGAAUAUUUAUGCAAAUGUUUCACAAGAGAUCCAGAAAUCCAAAGCUGCAGGGGCGAACAAGACUCCUCCAGUUGAAUCAAGUUUUAGACCAGGAAAUUAUGCAAGGCUCAAAGACCCUGAGACUGUAACCAAGCAGCAAAUUCAGUCACACAUGGAGAGUAUUGUGGGUAGUGUGACCUCUGUGAAACAGGUGAUGAGGCAAGUGUCGGCUCCCGUCCCGCCAGUGGUAGGUGCAGACAUUCACAGAGAGACAUCGCCACCUCCUAAUGAACCCGAGCCUGAUUAUGAUACAGAAGAUGUGAACAAGACAGAAAGAGACUUACAAAGGCAAUAUGAUGUGAACAAUGUUGUUCCUCCACCUCCUCCGUCAUAUGCUCCACCUGAGCCUCCAGCACAGCACCCAAGAUCAAGGGAGCCCACGCCACAGAUGGAUAGGAGAGAGACUAGAAACACCCCUCCCAUGAAAAGGAUUGAGAAAGUAGAGAAAGGAGAGAAAGCGCCAACUAAAGCAGCACCGCCACCACCAGCUUCUGCUCCGCCUCCUCCUCCUCCAGCUUCUGCUCCGCCUGCUCCACCACCCCCACCUCCAGCAAGUGCACCACCACCUGCACCCCCUCCUCCACCCCCUCUUGGUGCACAGCCACAGACAACAGGCUCCGUGGCAAAGGCACCACAACACAAACAACAACAACCUCCCAAGGCCUCCCCAGCAACAGAGAGACCAACCAUACAAGCACAUGAUCUCAUGGCUGCUUUACAAAAACGUCAGAGUCGCAUGGCAACUGCAGAUGCUUCUGCUGCUAAGCAAGAACAGAGUAUAGAACAAAAGAUACAACAGAACAAAAGCAAACAGCAAAAAAGCAGCGUGGAUCAUUUAGAUGUCCUAAGUGCUGCAGUGGCUAAGAGAAGGGAGAUGGUUCAGCAGAGGAGUGGAGAAGACAUAGCUGAUAGCAUAGAGAAAAGACUAGCCAAGAACAAGAAGGUACAGAUGGCUUUUGGUAGACCUCUGCCAGAUGAUAAAAAGGAGCAGCAACAAGAAAAGAAGCCUGACUUGAACAAACAACCAAGUAAACCUGCCACAGAAACACAAAAGGUGCCUGAGAAGAAGGUGGAAGCCAAGCAGCCACCUCCCCCCACUGCUGCAAAGCCACAGUUGAAAAUUGAUACCAGUAAACCUGAGGAGGCCACCCUUAAGGAACCCACAGACCCGAAGAACAGUGGUCCUUACAGUCCUCGCAAGAGCAUGAUGGUAGAGGAGACGGAAACAGUUCAGCUGUCUCCACCACCCCACGUCAUGGCGGCAGCAGCAGCAGUAGGCGCUAAAGAGCAAGAUAAAGAAGAUGAAGUGAUCGCAGUGACAACAUCUGUCUCUUCAAAUGGCAGUGUGAAACACGACAUUGAAAUGGCUCCUCCAACACAGCCUAAGCCAGCUGUGAAAGUUCCACCUCCAGUUGCUUCAAAACCAAACAGACCAUCCCCUGAAAGAGUGAUAGAGAAGAAGACAGAGAAGCCGCAGAGUCCUGUUACAGAGGAAGCAAAGCAACCGGCCCUGGAUAUGUCUAUCAAAUCAGUAGACACACAAAAGGCGGAGACCAAUUUCCUUGCUAUGGCAGAAAAAGCUAGGCAAAAGUAUCUUCUUCAGAGAAAAUCCCAGGAGAAACAUAAGCCUGAUGCAAAGAAAGUAAAUGAUAUGGCUAAAAAUGAAAAUAAUAACAAUAAUUCUGCUGCUCCAAGCAAUAUCACCAAGCAAUCUUUGAGAAAUUCACAAUCUCCUAGAAAUUCCCAGGAGAGGGAAAAUAAAAGAAGCAGUGGUAAUUUUGAUCCUGGUCAAAUACUACAACCUCCUUCUUUGCGACCAGUGAAAAAACCAGGCACUCCAAAAUCGACCACCAUCUUCAUAUUUGGUGCCACAGAUAAUGAAUCCACUGAUUUAAAAUCACCAGAAAAAGAGCAGGCAUCACCAGUCAAAGAAAAACCUGCAGAAAAAGUGGUUGAGGAACCACAAAGCAAUUUUGUCUUUGAAGAAGCCCUUCCUCCACCUGUGCUAGACAAUGGUGAUGAUAAAAGUGGAGAAGAUAGCUCCACAAAAUUAGACAAAUUUGAUGGAGAUUCAUUGUUAAAUGGCCAGUCUUUUACAUCUAGUGACAAUGUCUCUUCGACAGACAUGGAAAUUGAUAGCAUGACAACCAUUGAGGUUAUUCCACCACCUCCAUCAUUUAGUGGUAGCGACACAGCUCUUAAUGUCUCAAGUGGUAAAGGUUCCUCAACUCAUGCAUUUGAAGAUAAUGCAAGCUUGUUGUCGUCUGGCUCCACUAUGUCUUCGCUAUCAGAUAGAGAUUUUGCUCCGUAUGAAAGUCCACGUCCUGGGCGAGGUGGUAUUGACUUGUCCCUGGAGCCCACUAUUCCAGAAGUAUUUGACGAUGACCUAAUUGUGAUGCCACCACCGCCACCACAAUUCACUGACACCACUGAAUCAGUAGUGGUGCCACCUCCAGCAGAGUUCAGCUCCUCUGACAGCACAGAGGCGUACGUGGCCAGUCUCCCCCCACCUGUUAUGCAGGAGAGAAAACCGAUGGGUCCCCUGAGACCUUUUGAAAUUAAGUCCAUCACUGAUUGGACGUGUGAUGAUGUCUCUGAUUGGCUGGAUGAUUUGAAGCUGUCAGAAUACAAGACUAUAUUUGUGGAGAAUGACAUUGAUGGGCAGAAUCUUGCUACGUUAACCAGGAAUGAUUUUCUGGAAUUGGGAGUCAGUAGAGUUGGUCACCGCAUGAACAUGGAGCGGGCGAUUAAGAAGGCUGUGGCAAACAGUAAUAUUGUGUAAUUCUUAAUCUCUUGUAUAUCACAAUAUUAUUCUAGUAAAAAGGGUUAAAUGAUUCAGCUGAUGGAGAGGCUGCAUUAUUCUUGAUUUGUACAUUAUUUUCUUGGAACAUGUACGGUGAUAUUACAGUUCUGUAUAUUUUAUGUUUGAUAUUACCAUCAUUUAUUACUAUAAUUAUUAUUAUUAUUACCUCAAAGUGUAUUGUAUAAGUGCCAUUUGUACUUGUGCGUCAUUGUAACUCACAGAGAAUGUCUGUGAUUUUAUUUUCAAUAUAAGGCAGUUAUAAUAAUCAUAUUGGUGAUGGCUUAACAUUUCAGCAUCAAAGUUGUUCAGGUCAGAUCAGGCAAACCAGCUGCUUCCUGUUUUCUGUAUUAUAUUAAUAUUUUUUUCGCAAGCUGGAGAAGUAGCAUCUAAACUUAGUUAUAUUAACCCCUGAGAUGGAGUAGCAAAUGCUAUUUGUCUAUUGCAUCACGUUAAACACUCCUAUUCUGUUUUAGAUAAUAUUUUAUCAGGUUCAGUACUGUACAAAUAUUUCUCAUAAUAUGGUGCUUGGCAACUUUGUUUCUCUGUACAGUAAAUGUUUUCAUAACCUUAAAUAGCUUUGUGAAACUAAGCCACUGCAUUAUAUAUAAUAUAUAUUUCUAAGUUGUCAUAAGGCAAUUAAGUGGCAUUGAUGCACAUGUACCCAAUUUGGUAACACCAUGUGCAUAAGGAUAAUCUAAUCAUGUGGUCUGCGUCUCAGUGUGUGUCUAGUCGAAUUUAGUGUUGAUAUUUUUAUUUCUAGUUACUGAAGCUUCUUGAUUGUAAGGUUAAAGAAAUAACAUAAUUAGGGACUGGUUGUCAUGGUGUGACUUGCAUUAGGGUUGUUUGUUGCUCUGAGUAACAUUGGUUUUAGCAUAUGUUAUAAAUAGUAAUUUAUUUUAUCAGUUCUCUAGUCAAAUAAUAUUACCAAGUUGUAGUUAAAAUUUUGUCAGUGAAUACUCUUCUAAGGUUCAUGAUAUUCACCAAGAAUCUCCACUGGUAUCAGUAACACUCAGAGCAGAUUGAGAUUAUGCAUCACUUUGGAGAAAAUGAGUAAAUUAGGGCACUAUUUAAAGGGAUAAAAUGGUAUUAAAUUAUUAUAUGGAAGACCUUUCCCAGUGAGGAGAUCAUGGUACCCAUGAGAAGUGUUAAAAAACUAAACGUGAUAUUAAAAUGUUUUGAAAAAAUAAUGUCAACCAAAUGGUCAUAAUUUUAUUUAAAAAGCAAUGGUCAGUUCAGUUUGAAAUUAGCAAUGUUUUAGGUCUUUGAGGGAUGUGGAGUUGGAACUGAACUUUUAAGACUGUAAUUUUCUCAGUGCAUCAAUAGAAGCAGAAAAUAAAAAUGUUAUCCUCAA
Lingula anatina is the source of this 9622-nucleotide messenger RNA. RefSeq lists its product as uncharacterized. Gene Ontology annotation, cellular component: postsynaptic membrane; dendritic spine; postsynaptic density. The record is from RefSeq and is a predicted model, not a curated record. Lineage: Eukaryota; Metazoa; Brachiopoda; Lingulata; Lingulida; Lingulidae. Gene Ontology annotation, molecular function: ionotropic glutamate receptor binding; synaptic receptor adaptor activity.